Molecule: messenger RNA, 2892 nt
Organism: Lachancea nothofagi CBS 11611
Lineage: Eukaryota; Fungi; Ascomycota; Saccharomycetes; Saccharomycetales; Saccharomycetaceae
Source: the annotation of a GenBank genome assembly
AUGAACAUAUUGCCCUCGCAAGGCACGUUGGCGUCAGUCGCGGGUCCCGUGCAUUUGGUGCCCGCGCACUCGGUGCCAGCGCACUCGCAACAUACGUCUCCACGUGUCGAGCAGGCUUCGCCUGCUCAACUAGUGGCCUCGACUAGCGCGGGUACGAGCGCCGGUGGUGUCGCUAGCGCUGCUGGUGCAGCUGCCACCGCACCGGUGCAACCCAUAGUACAGGUACAGGCUCAACCACAACUUCCGGCAGACCCGGUGACACAAUCGACCGCAGAAACGUGGUUGUCCAUUGCGUCGCUGGCAGAGACUUUGGGGGAUGCCGAUCGCGCGGCAAUGGCGUACGACGCCACGCUGCAGUACAAUCCAUCCUCGACUAAAGCCCUCACGUCACUGGCGCACCUGUAUCGGUCGCGCGACAUGUUUCAAAGAGCUGCGGAGUUGUACCAACGAGCGCUAUCGGUGAAUCCAGAGCUGGGUGAUAUUUGGGCUACUUUGGGCCACUGUUACUUGAUGCUGGACGAUCUGCAACGCGCAUACGCUGCAUACCAACAAGCGUUGUACCAUUUGAGCAAUCCAAACGUGCCGAAACUUUGGCAUGGAAUCGGCAUCCUGUACGACCGUUACGGAUCUUUGGAUUACGCCGAAGAGGCAUUUGCCAAGGUCCUCGAACUGGAUCCACAAUUUGAAAAGGCCAACGAAAUUUAUUUCCGAUUGGGUAUCAUUUAUAAACAUCAGGGGAAGUGGAACCAGGCUUUGGAGUGCUUCCGAUAUAUUCUCACACAACCACCGGCACCACUUCAAGAAUGGGACGUGUGGUUUCAACUCGGGAGCGUUCUAGAGAGUAUGAGCGAAUGGCAAGGCGCUCGUGAAGCUUAUGAGCAUGUUCUUCUGCAAAACGAAAGACAUGCUAAAGUAUUGCAACAAUUGGGAUGUUUGUACGGGAUGCAAAACGUUCAAUUCUACGAUACUCAAACCGCAUUAAAUCUUUUGUUAAAAUCUUUGGAGGCUGAUUCUACCGAUGCCACUACUUGGUAUCAUUUGGGUCGUAUCCAUAUGGUCAGAAAUGAUUACACCGCUGCGUAUGAUGCAUUCCAGCACGCAGUGAAUCGUGAUUCUAGAAACCCAAUUUUUUGGUGUUCUAUUGGUGUCUUGUAUUACCAAAUUUCUCAGUAUCGGGACGCUUUAGACGCUUACACAAGGGCUAUCAGACUUAAUCCAUACAUUAGUGAAGUUUGGUAUGACUUGGGUACCCUUUACGAAACCUGUAACAACCAACUAACAGAUGCGCUUGAUGCUUAUAAACAAGCGGCAAGGCUGGAUACAAACAAUGUUCAUAUCCGAGAAAGAUUGGAGGCGCUCACAGAGCAAUUGGCGAAUCAAUCUAAUGGUAACGCAAUGCCUCCUCAACCAAAAGCACCAACGGUUACAAAUCCACCACCUGUUAUGCUUCAACCAACUUUACAGUCAACGGACGAUGGUAACCCUCUGAACAAAUCCUCAGUGUACGUCCAACCUCAAUUGCCAGGGCAAAUGCAAACUACAUUACCAGCGCAUCUACAACCUCAUGUUCAAGCUCAAUUACAGUCACAAUCUAUUUCGCAACCACAACUAGCUUCACAGCAGCAGCAGCAGCAGCAACAACAACAGCCUCUGCUGAUCCAGUCACACCCACAGGUGCAACUGCAACAACAAUAUCAGCCUAUUCAGCAAAGUUCGGCUGCUGCGCCGGUUCCUGGUUCUGCUGGAAACUCAUUGAGACCUUUCAGCGAAGUCCAAGGUACUGGUAGUCCCUCUAGUAGAGUUACCUCUAACUCAUUGCCACAGAUUAUGAACCCAACUCCUCAAAAUGUUGAUGUAAAAAGUACACUACCGCAAAAAAGAUCUAUGGAGGGAGGAAUGGACACGCUCGUUAAUGCCGCAGUGUCUAACGCUGCUACACCUUCGGCAGAAAAUCCUCCCGUACUUGCAAGUCCUAAGUCAUCAGUCACAGCUGAAGGUACAUCUCAGAAAAAGCACAAGCGCAACGCAUCCAUUUCGAAGCUUCAAGAAACGCAAUCUCCUCAAUCGGUUUCAAAAAACGAGCCUUCGGUGGAUGCUUCCGUGAAGCAAGAUACGGCAGAUGCUAAACCAUUACAAACGCCAUCAACUGAACUAGUAACCCCCACGCCACAGCCGGAAACAACGAGCGUGCCAACGCCAGUUCCAUCUGAGGCUGAUCCUAUAGCAAGUUCGGAUAGCAAGCUGCCUACGAUAAACAGACAAGAUGAAGAACAAACACAGCACUCUAUUUUAAAUACAGAGCAGUCAGAAGCAGCACAACCAGAGCCAGUGCAACCUUCAGAGCCAGCGCAACCUUCGAAGGAAAUGGAACUUUCAGAGUCAGCACAACCAGAGCCUGCGCAACCUUCAGAGCCAGUGCAACCUUCAGAGCCAGUGCAACCUCCAGAGCCAGUGCAACCUCCCGAGCCAGUGCAACCUUCCGAGCCAGCACAACCAGAGCCAGCACAAUCAGAGCCAGCACAACCAGAGCCAGCACAACCAGAGCCAGCACUACCAUCAGAGUCUGCACCUUCCGCGCAACUUGCGGAGACUGCAGAGACAACACAGCAAAAAGAUCAAAGGGAACAUGAACAACUCAUAGAGCCUGCGGCUCCUGUGGAACCUGAAACUCCCGCAGGAAGCGUAUCUUCUCUGCCCAAGGAAAAUCAAACUGUAAUUGAAGCUAGCGCAGACGCUAUAGAAAGGCUCCGCGAAGAAGCCGAGUUACGGAAGGAAGAAGAGCAGGAAGCGAUAGAAAAUGAGCCUACGUCUACUCAGAACGGUGACGUCAAUCCACCCGUAAAUGAACGGGCUGUGCGAGAUGUUGAAGAGGACGAGAAUUAUGAUGAUUGA